Messenger RNA from Dentiscutata heterogama, 2514 nucleotides. NCBI's taxonomy places the organism in Eukaryota, Fungi, Glomeromycota, Glomeromycetes, Diversisporales, Gigasporaceae. The record is from the annotation of a GenBank genome assembly.
AUGAAGGAUUCAGAUGAAUCUAACAAAAACAUUAAAGGUAUUCCACCUGUUCAUAAUUCUCAAUUUGUUAUGCCAAUACAUAUCAACGGAACAUCAAAUGAUAACGAUGAUAUAAUUGCUAUUAUUGGAAUGGCUGGAUGUUUUCCCGGUGCAAAAUCAGUUGAUGAGUUAUGGGAAAUAGUAACAACUGGUAAAAAUGCAUUACAUAGGUUUACAGACAAAGAACUUGAACAACUAGGAAUACCAGCUUCUCUACGUUCUAAUUCAAAUUACGUGCCAACAUGUGGUCUACUUGCGGAUAUUGAUAAAUUUGAUGCAAAUUUUUUUAACAUAAAUGCACAAGAUGCAAUUAAUAUGGAUCCACAACAACGUUUAUUAUUGGAAAAAAGUGUUCAAGCUUUAGAUGAUGCAGGAAUUGAUCCAAGAAGAGAAAAAGGAAAAAUUGGUGUAUUCAUUGCUGCAGAAUAUAGUAGAUAUAAAAAAUUAAUACCUCAAAAUAAUAUAGAUAUUGCAACAAAGUUGACAAUAGACAUUAACCAUAUACCUGGAGGUCUAGCGACAAUAAUUUCAUAUUUAUUGAAUCUUACGGGUCCAGCGUUUAGUAUUGGUUCUACAUGUUCUAGUUCCUUAACAGCUCUAAAAACUGCUUACAAUAGUAUUAAAUGUGAGGAUUGUGACAUUGCAAUAGUCGGUGCCUCAUGGAUGGAGCUUCCUCAAGCUGGAUACAUGGCACAACCUGGAUUUAUUUAUUCUACCAAUGGAACAAUGCGUCCUUUUGAUCAUAAAUCAGAUGGAACCAUAUUUACAAGUUCAGUGUCCGUUAUAGUGCUAAAAAAAUUAUCCAAUGCAAUAAGGGAUCAAAAUCCGAUUUCAGCAAUUAUUAAAUCUAUUGCAAUAAAUAAUGAUGGUAAAAAUAAUAAAGCUAGUUUUAAAGGACCAAGUUUAGAUGGGCAAUGUGAUGUGGUUAAAAAAGCAUUGCAAUUGGCAAAAAUUUAUCCUUCUGAAAUAGCAUUUAUAGAAGCUCACGGAACAGGUACUAGAGUUGGUGAUCCAAUUGAAAUUAAAGCAUUAUCAAAAGCGUUUUUUGAAAGUUCACAAGAACUUCCAAAACAAUUUUGUGCAGUUACUACAGUAAAAUCUAAUAUUGGGCAUUGUGUCAUUGCAUCAGGAUUAGCAGGAAUUAUAAAAACUGUUAAAUCAUUGGAGAAUCGCAUUAUUCCUCCAAUGGCAAGCGGAUCUUUUGAAAAGUCAAAUAAGAAGAUUGAUUUUGAAUCAAGUCCAUUUUAUGUUGCUACCAAACUACAAAAAUUUGAAGGACAGAGAACUAUGUAUGCUAGUGUUUGUGGAUUUGGUAUGGGUGGAACUAAUGUACAUUGUAUCCUUGCCGAAUAUUUAAAGGACUCACAAGAAACAGAAGAAUAUUCUGACGAAACUGAUAAAUUUAUUUUGCCAUUUUCGGCUAAAUGUCAAACAAGUCUUUUAGAGAUAGAGAAAAAAAUGAUUAUACAUUUAGAGUCUCUUAAAGAUAAUAAUGCUUUGAAAAACGUUGAGAAAACCCUUCAAAUUGGUCGAAGUCAAUAUAUCUUUAGAGACGUAGUUGUUGCUUCAUCUCUUUCAGAUGCUAUAUCACAACUUAAAAUGAUCAGGAUUAAUAAAAAAGUAAAAUUUUCAUCGCCAAAUAUUAUCUUUGCGUUUCCUGGACAGGGAAAACAUUCUAUCACAAUUCACCGGCAACUUUAUAAGUCUUCAAAAUUUUACAGAGAAAAAUUUAUGGAAUAUGUUAAAAUUUUGCAGAAUUAUGAUCCUACUGUACCGAAUCUAGAAAAUUAUCUCUUGGACACCACACAAGAAUUGGAUAUAAAAUAUUAUCCAUUAUUAGUUUUUAUGUCAAGUCAUAUAAUAGCCGAUAUUCUUCAAAAAAUUUUUAAAUAUCCUAUAGCUGGAAUGAUAGGACAUAGCCUUGGACAAUACGUGGCCGCUACAUUAGCUGGUAUCUUCUCAAUCGACAUUGCAUUACCUUUAGUAUUAGAAAGAAUUAAUGUUAUGCAUAAAAUGGAAAAGGGAUUAAUGUUAGCAGCAAAUAUUAGUAAUGAAAUAGCAAUAAACUUUGUAAAGACUGAAAGAAUCUCAUUGGCAGCAGUAAAUGAACCUGGGCAAUGUGUAUUUUCUGGAAACCUUGACGAUAUAAAAGAUUUGGGAAAAACACUUAAAGAAUGUGGAUAUAAAGUUAAACAACUUUUGACUACACAUGCAUUUCAUUCUCAUAUGACAGAUAGUAUACUAGAUGAAUUUGAAACUAAGAUUUAUCCAUUAAUUUCACAAGCUGCUAAAUGGAAUCAAAUGAUAAAUAUUCCAUUCAUAUCAAAUGAGACUGGUGAUUGGGUAAAGCCGGAAGAAGCAUUUACAACAAAUUUUUGGAGAACACAUAUACGAAAAACUGUUCAAUUUGAAUCUGGAAUCAAUACGAUACAAUCAACAAUUCCAAAUGCAAUAUUCGUCGAAGUCGGACUUUAA